Messenger RNA from Gigantopelta aegis, 4855 nucleotides. RefSeq names its product inositol polyphosphate-4-phosphatase type I A-like. Gene Ontology annotation, molecular function: phosphatidylinositol-3,4-bisphosphate 4-phosphatase activity. The record is from RefSeq and is a predicted model, not a curated record. Gene Ontology annotation, cellular component: cytoplasm. Bases 200 to 3307 code for a protein of 1035 amino acids. The transcript is spliced from 27 exons. NCBI's taxonomy places the organism in Eukaryota, Metazoa, Mollusca, Gastropoda, Neomphalida, Peltospiridae.
AAGGACUAACUAGCAGAAAAAUUUGUUAUCUUUUGCAGUUUUGUUUUUAGUUAUGAUAUUAGUUUAAAGGUGAAAAAACAAGAACAACUGAUCACAUGAUUUCCUGUUGGUUUGUUGUCUACAAAAAGUGAAAGUGAAAGUUGGUUUUAACCAGUAAAGCUACAAUUCUGUUGCUUCAACCGCCAAGCAAUGACUUUAUAUGGACACCAUGCGCUUCAAUUCAAAGGAACUUUCCUACAUUGCUCAGCAUGCUGACCGGUUUGACAAAGAAGGUGUUUUGUUGAUGAAAGAAAAAGUAGAUGGCUUGUUCAAAAAAGGAUCAGUUUAUCAAGAAAGAUAUUUUAGGUUGAAAGGGAAUCUGCUCUUUUACUUCAAGCACAAAGAACAGACUAAAGUUGAACCUCUUGGUGUAUUUAUCUUGGAGAGAUGUACAGUGGAGCUAGAUCUCAAAGAAGAUAUUGCUAAUUCUUUCAUGCUGGUAUUUGAGGGAGAGGAACACCCGUUCUUCCUAGCGACAUUGUCCGAGGACGACCGCGAUUCAUGGAUCCAGGCCCUACACAUCGCCAGCUAUGAGUGCCUUAAGAUGCAGCUACAACAGCUCCGUGAGCAGGUGCAGGCGAGGACGGGUCGCGACCCCAUACAGCUGCCCAAGGAACCCGUCGGCCUAGACCUGGACUCUGAAACUGAUCACUCAGAAGAUCCCGUUCUUGAAAUUUCAUUAUCCUGUAAUGAUUUGCCCACUGACAGCAAUGGACAACCUCCGAAUACCUUGAUUAUUCUACACACAAUAACCCCACCCGACCAGCAACUGUGGAUACACCAUAACCACACCGAAAUAGUUGAGAAAUCAUGCAACCCCCAGUUCUUGAAGACAGUGGGUUUUGGUAAUAAGGACAGUGUUGACACGGCAACCAGAGUAAAACUGACAGUCUACCAUGUGGUGGAGAGAAUGACAUGGACAAUGUUUCAAGUCGGUCAGGCUGUGUUCACUCUGCAGGAUGUGCUCAUGAAUCCCAGUUCAACACUGACCUUGACCUUACAGGGUUCAGACAUGAAGGAGUAUGGACAAGUGACUAUCACGUGUUGGGUUAACGACAGUGAUUUUAUGAAAGAGAGUUCGGACAGUAGUUUGAAGAGCCGUGGAUCAUUCACGAGGAACAGCACAGUUCUGAAGAUAUACCACGAGUCUGUGAUCAAUCGCUCGUUCCGAUUCACCACCAACGUCGUCGACAAGGUGCUGCUUGUACAUGAGUACAUGGCCGAGAGCAGAUGGUCAUUCGUUAUCCCUUCAUUACUCCUGAAGCUGUGGAUUGAUGAAGAAAAGAAAAAAGUUUCAUUGCUGCAGGAUUUUGGAGAGAUUUCUCCCACUUGGUCGAGUCUGCGGCAGGAAAUGACUGACUACUGCAUGAGUUCAAUCUCAACUUACACCCAAAAAGUAGCCCACCUUUCAAGUUACACAGGUCCAUCCUUCAAGCCAAGUUGUGAGAAGGAUAACAAGGAGUUAGAGUUUAUUCCUACGAACCUACACCUAGCGAGAAUGUGCGUCACAUCUGAGGGAUCAUCUGAAGCGACUGUGUAUGACAUUAUGACUGUGGGAGCAUUCGUGGCGUACACCCAGAAGUUCCGGUCAGGCGGUCUGCGCAAGAUGCUGCAGGGUCAGCGUGAGUUCCACAGCAGCCAGAGCACGCUGGGCUUCAAGACGAAGAUACAGAGCUCAUGCUCGCUCCUCAACGACAUCAACAAGCUCAAGGCCGAGGUCACGGAGGGCUGCAAGCAACUCCACCAGAGCGCGCUGCAGGGCUCGGAUGUUUCACUGCAGACGGCCACAAAAGACCUGACUGAAGUGGUUCGUGAGCUGAUCCGUCUCUGUGACGACCCGCUGCUGCAGCUGUCAGCGGAGAAGUACAUGCUGGCCAAGUCUCCAUCUAACGCCAGCGAUGGCCUCGAUGUGGUGGCAUCGCUCGGACCGGUGUCCAAGUCAUUCCACGGCAGACAGGCCAAAUCACCGGAGAAAGCGUGGAAGUGGUCGGGCAGCAGUUUCGUGAAAAGUCCCACAGUUGAACCAUGGGAGGUGACUCGACUGAACCUGGAGGCUGCACUGAUGUGUCUCAUCUCGAAGGUGGAUGAGUUCAGCAAGGACAGCACGUCUGACGAGGCGGUGUGGCAGUCGGAUUUAAACCCCAUCAUCAUCAAUCUGCAGGAUUUUGUGGAAAUUGUUUCCACAAGGGCAGCACUCUUCCUAUCAUUUCUUUCGCUCGUGCCCCAUCACACGUCACAAGUUAAUAGUUGGUCAUGUCAGACAACUCCAAUACUGAUUCCCCUUCACAUGGAGAACAAAGACCAUAUCAAGUUAAACCACAUGAUAAAAUACAGACGAGACAUUGUCGCAUCACAAGCAAUUACAUCAUUGGUGGCUGGAUUAUCCAUCACUAUGCAGACUCGCAUCACGGACGAAGCAUUUCUCGAACAGAUCUCAAAGAUCGGAUUUCUUAUAGGCUUUGAGGCGUUGCUCAGUUGCUAUGGUGACGAGAUGGGCAUGCUGGAGGACAUGUCCGUCGCUGUUGACGACCUCGCGUUUGUUUUCAUCAAGUUUGAGGAAGAAGUAGACGGCCAAUGUGAACCAACCAUCACCGCCCUCAGCGAUGUAAAAGCAGGAGAAUUUCCCGAUAUCAACAGACAUUCCAUAUGUGUGUCACUUCCUUUGCCAAAGACAUCAUUUUCUAAACUGCCAGAGAACUUACAGAAGAACAAAAUAAAGAUAACUCCCGUUUUCUUCAACAUUGGAAUCAAUGAACAAGCAACACUGGCUGAGAAGUUCGGGAACACCAGCACACAGGAGAGAAUAAAUGCCGAGAGUAUAGCUAAAGUGUUCAACUAUUAUGAAGACUACGUUAGGCACUUCGGAGAGCCAGAGAACAAGUCGGGGCCUGGCAGUGUGAACAACCUGACUAAGCAGCUGCAUACGAACAUCAUGACGAAAAAGAGCAAGAACACAGAAGUAUUGCAUAUUGCAGCUGAGGUGUGCCGCAAGCUGAAAGGAAUUCGAUUCAUCAGUUGUAAGAGUGGUAAAGAUCGAACCUCGAUGGCCGUUACCCUGGAGAUGGUACAGAUCCUUCAACAUGAACACGACCUGGCCUCUCAUGUCUUCUUACAUGCACUCGACUGUCUACGGAGUGUUGGCUGUCGGAGAGAGAACCCGCUGAAGAAUGCCGGAGUGCGGAAAUACGCCUUUAACAGUCUCCAGCUACUGUACAUCCCCAGACUGUACCGGCCACCCAGUGGAACGUACGGCAACACUCAGACAUAAUGAAGGCUCUGGCUUAGAUAAAACACCACAAACAGCUUUAUUUAAUUCCAUUUGUGUCUUGGACAACUUUAUAGCUGAACACAUCUUGUCAUUUCAUUUUCUGCCAUUAGAUGCAUGACUUGUCUUUAACAAGGCCUAAUACAUGAUCAUUUAUUUUAAAAAGCAAAGUGUGGAAAGUAGCAGACCCAACAAGAGGGAAAUUUGAAGUGGUGUGUGUAGGAGGUAGAAGUCGGUUGGGGUAGGGAAGAGGAUGUCAAAUGGCUUGCCUAUAAAUAAGGAUCAAUGCUGGCUCUGGAAAGCUUGCCAGUUACUUAUGAGAAAGUUCUCCACACUCUAAACAAAAUUUAAAUUGUAAAUAGUUUUAGGUGUAUCCUAGGCCAUACAUUUAGAGACUUAACAAUAGUUUUAGGUGUAUCCUAGGCCAUAACAUUUAGACUUAACAAUAGUUUUAGGUGUAUCCUAGGCCAUACAAUUAGAGACGUAACAAUAGUUUUAGGUGUAUCCUAGGUCAUACAUUUAGAGACUUAACACUUCACACCUCCCUCUUCCCCCCCCCCCCCCCCCCACCACCACCACCACUCUCACAAACCACUAACGCUACUAGUCUUGACUGUUUUAUACCUUACAUAUUUGACCUGUUUUUUAAAUGGACCGUAUAGUACAGACUUUGGCACAUAUCACUCAUCUUCCACAUUGUUUAUCAGGUGGAGUUUAUUAGUGCAAUGCAGGGACCUUCUGACUGCUGUAGACUCAGAGAAAUAUAUAUUCUAAUUUUUACUAUCAUUUUUAUGACAGUUUGGAAACAAUAAGUCACAUUUAUCAUAUGAUUCCUGUUCUGUUUGAUUUGUCAACUCUAUUAUGCACUGCAUAGGUCAAACCUUUAGUCAGUGGUAGUUUGUGAACAAAUGCUUGCAUUUUAUCUGAUGAUACAUUUUGUCAAUCAUUUCCCAGCCAUGCAGUAGUUUGCCCAUUCUAAAACCAUUCGUUAUGCAGGAUUUAAGCUGUUGCUCGCCAAAUGCAAAUAAAAGUUGAAUUUGUCAAAUAUAUUUCAUUACUAAUCCAAAAAACCUCAUUUUGUUAGUGUCUUGCCUAUUAAUAACCACCUUCGUUCAUUGUGCUGACAUUGUAUAUCUGUAUGCAUUUUUGUAAUUGUAUUUAUCAUAUGACCAUUCAUCUGGCUAUGUCUUUGAAUGAUCAGGGUGAUAACCUCCCACCCCCACCCCCCCAAAAAAAAGAAUCAUUGCUCUUUUUACUUUAAAAGUGUGUUUUUUUUCUAGCUAGAGAAACCCUCAGUUACUGUGCUUUGAUUCUUGUUUUACUCCCCACCCCUUUAUUACAAACUAGGUAUGGCCCUGGUGAAAGUAUCUAAACAUUUAACAAUCAGAAUGAUUUUCAUUAUGUAUGUUUGACCUUACAUCAGGCAGUCAAACCUGUGUUAAAUGGCUGCCAGGGUUUCUGCCAAAGGGUAAAACGGGUAUGGUGCCAUAUCCAAAAGUUUUUGCAAUUUUUUUUAUUAUUUUUUUUUUUUAAUGUUAACCUCUUGACAAA